UGCGGCCUCGUAACCCAAGUCGUCCACAUCCCCACGCUCAACAACCUCACACACCUCUUCCGCAUCACACACCUCUACAACGUCUUAACCGAAGCCGGGAAGCAUGCUCAGUCCAAGAUUGCCGCUGAGCUCGCCCUGCAAGCCGGCAAGUUCGCUUUCGUGGAGAAGCCGAUUGCGUUGAAUUUGUACGACACGGACCGCAUCAUCGCCGCGGACGAAGCCGCCGGGGGCGGCAAGGUCAUGGUCGGGUAUAUGCGGCGGUACGCCUCCGCGUUCGUCGACGCCGUCAGGGAAGUCGGGACCUUCGAGCAGGUUCGCUACGCUCGUGUGAGGGAUAUCAUAGGCCCGAACUCGGUCUUCGUAUCGCAGUCUGGGACGUUUCCGAGGACGUUUGGGGAUUACUCGAAGGAGGACGAGGAGGAGUUGAGGCGCAAGACGGAGGCGGAUGUCCAGCGGGCGUUGGAGGAGGAGGUUGGGGUGCGUGCGACGGAGGGGACGAGGAUGAUGUGGGAGACGCUGUCGAUGCUUGGAAGUCAUGAUUUGAGCGCUAUGAGGGAGAUGUUGGGCGUGCCGGAGGGGGUGGUGGGGUUUUCGCCUUGUCAGACCACCGGCAGUCCCGCCAUCUUCAAAUACCCCACCUUCUCCGUCUCCUACGAAUCCGGCGUCGACCAGGUCCCACGCUUCAACGCCUCGAUCGAAAUCUUCGGGGACAAGAAAACCGUCAAGAUGGUCAUCGACACCCCUUUCGUGAAAGGUCUGCCGACGACGAUGGUGGUCAAGGAGGCGUUGGAGGACGGGUCGUAUCGAGAGUCGACAAUUCGGAGGACGUACGAGGAUCCUUUUACGUUGGAGUUGAGGGAGAUGUGGGAGUGGGUGAAUGGCGGGAGGGUGCCGAAGACGACGCCGAGGGAUGCGAGGACGGAUUUGGAGGUGUUGGGGAUGUUGAUGAGGGCUGUUAAGUGA
Zasmidium cellare ATCC 36951 is the source of this 963-nucleotide messenger RNA. RefSeq lists its product as uncharacterized. The record is from RefSeq and is a predicted model, not a curated record. Gene Ontology annotation, molecular function: oxidoreductase activity. Gene Ontology annotation, biological process: NADPH regeneration. The annotation marks the transcript as partial. NCBI's taxonomy places the organism in Eukaryota, Fungi, Ascomycota, Dothideomycetes, Mycosphaerellales, Mycosphaerellaceae. The transcript is spliced from 3 exons. Gene Ontology annotation, cellular component: cytoplasm.